Messenger RNA from Strongylocentrotus purpuratus (purple sea urchin), 1618 nucleotides. RefSeq names its product zinc finger protein with KRAB and SCAN domains 3. The record is from RefSeq and is a predicted model, not a curated record. NCBI's taxonomy places the organism in Eukaryota, Metazoa, Echinodermata, Echinoidea, Camarodonta, Strongylocentrotidae. The transcript has 9 exons. Bases 263 to 1618 code for a protein of 451 amino acids.
GUACAAUCUAGUGUGAUAGAAGAAAAAUAAAAACAAAGGACGUAGUGAAUCUGGCACCAUAAGUUACCAGGCCAUCUGCCGAUUUUUUUUUUCUUCGAGGGUACACCACCAUUACACCGAUCCACAGACAGGCAUGGUAGAAUGUUAAAAAUCGGUGAAAAUAGGGACAACAAUCGAGUUGGAUUGACGCAUUUGACCGAGUGACGUCGAUGCUGAGGGCAGGAUAAUUUAUAGAAGAAUUUUCACCCAUAUUUUUAUCAGCAUGUCUGCAGGGAAGAAAAAAGGUCGUCAGAGUUGGACAUCAGAAGACUGGGAUGCAGAAUUCAAAGCAGCAAGCCAGAAACUUGCUCAAGACCUAGGACUCGAUCAACCCAAGCAAAAACGCAAAAAGGAUUCAGUGUGGGUCUAUAAUAGACCAGAUCCUGAAACUGGGCUUAUCAAAAAAAGGUCAAAAGAGAGAAAAAGAAAAGCCCCAAAGAAAAAAGGGGAAUCAAAGGCUCGACUUCAAGUACCACAGAGGGAAACUCUGCAUGAUAAAAUCAAAGAAGAAAAGAUGGACAGUGCAAUGGACAAUGGUCUCUGUUUCAAGCCUCCCAUGGCUGUGAAAAUUUGUAAACAAGAAGUUGUCAUCAAAAUCGAGAAAGAUGACUAUGUGGAUGGUGACAGCCAGUGUCCAACGCUACAAAGUGGACAAGAAGGAAGCCUUAUGAUCGACAAAGAAGAGAAGGUGGUGUUCCAGAGAAGUGAUGGAUUCAAGAUUUACUUCAUCAAACAAGAACUCAAGGAAGAGGUUUGCCAACAAGAGACUGGUCCCUGUUCCAAAGGAGACAUGGCCUUGGAACAAAGUAGUUUGCAGCAAUGGACUUUGGAAGCUCAACCAAAGGAGAAGACUUUUGUUGGAGAUACCAAACAAGAUUCUGUCGAAGAAGCAGAGGGAGUACAGGCUGCAUCUCAAGUCUCUUCAGGGGGCUGCAGAAAUGUCAUCAAGGAAUCGAGGCAUGUUCUCUUAGAUACCAAACAAGAUUCUGUUGAAGAAGAGGGAGUAGGCCUACAGGCAACAUCUCGAGUUUCUUCAGGGGGCUGUAGAAAUGUCUUCGAGGAAUCGAGGCAAAGGAACUCGGAACACGGUAGAAGUAAGCAUGCUAAGCUGCCCAGUAAUGUUGGGAUGGGACAUAUCAAGGCAGAGGAAAUAACUGAGAGUGAAGACGGCAGUGAAGCAAAUGUGGCUCUAUCUUCAAAAGCUGACAAAGCUAUAGUUAAGGUUGAAGCCCCAGUUCCUAGGACAUACGCUUGUCCGACGUGCAGUCAAAGGUUUUCUAAGCGAUAUCACCUGAAAGAACACAAGUAUAGGAUACAUUCAGGAGAGAGCCCUUACGAAUGCCCUCAAUGUCGGAAAGGUUUCGUAAGACUGAGGGAUCUGGAGUACCACUUCAAAAUACGCCACAGGAGCAUUUACAAAACGACCUGUGAAUGCGGAGAUAUAUUAACUGAUAAGCAACUCGACGGCCAUAAGAGAACAUGCAGGGGAAAGAAGUUGAAUCAGUGUGCUCAAUGCUUGUUUGAUCAUGUCCCGCGGUUUGGGAGAUCACAUAUUGAUUGCGUUGAAAAAGCUGCAUGA